CAGCGGUUUGUUUGCGCAGGGGCUUACUGAAACUGAUUUCUCUGUGGGGACGGUCUUCCAAUCUGUUCAAGAAGCUCGGGAAGCAAUCAAAAGGUAUGCGCGACAGAAGAAACGGGGCAUAUAUUGGGAGCACAAUGACGCAGAGCGCCUUGAUGCGCGUUGUAAGUCUAUGGAAGGACGACCAUGGCCAGAGAAAGGAGCCGAGCAUCCCAUUGACGGAUGUCCGUUUCGCAUAUUUGCAAGGGGUCCCCGUGGUUGCCGAUUUCAAGUCAGAGAGGCCUGCCUGCAGCAUCUCACAAGGUGCACCGUUAACGCAGGAAGGGUGCGAAGAACGGAGGUUAAAGAGAUUGCUCGGGCCGUCAUGCCAUACGGGGAUCUAAGGCCACACGGGCUUAGGAAUCUCGUGCAAGAGCACCUUGGAACGAGCUGCUCAUACAACACAUCCAACACAUCCAUUAAUGAGGUCAAUGCAGAGGAUGCCCUUGCUGGAGACAAAGGGUUUCAGUACAUGCGAAGUAUACUACAAGUUUUCAAGAGGGAGAAUCCGACGAGUGUUGUGUCCAUGAGAAGGAAAGGCAAUAUGUUUUGGAGGGCGGGAAUGACAUUUCCAGGUGCAAGAACAGCAGCCCUAAACUGUUUACCGAUUGUUUUUGUCGACGGUUGUCACAACAAGGGAAGAUGGGGGGGAUGCACACUCAACGCUGUUCUUUUAGAUUGUGAACACAAGCUGGUGAGAAUGGGGAGCGCCUGGGUUGAGGGUGAGAAUGGGGAUGCUUGUGGUUACUUUUUGCAGCUACUACUCGAAGCUGUCCCAGAACUGAAUUCUCCUAACUUUACACUCAUGCAUGACCGUGGGAAGGCAUGGAAGGCCGCCAGGUUACUCAUGAUGCCUCUCAUCCGUGAGUCUUUCUGCAUCACUCAUAUCACCCGGAAUUUCAAUUCGAAGUUUGGCUCGACCGUGGAUGGAAAGAUUGAGUUGGCUGCAUUUGCCUUAACACCGGACGUUUACAGGGGGAUGAUGGACAAGGUAGAGGAAGAAUGUCCGGGGGGGAAGGAGUAUUUAGAAAAAGAGGGGUUAUCUCAAAAGUGGGCUGCAUCACGCUUCGGGGCACCACGCUAUGGAUGUUACUCCUCUAAUCCCGUAGAGUCACACCAUGCGACAAUGCGUAGUGUAAGGAGACAAAAUCCAGCUCAGGUUCUUCUAUCUUUCAUCCAGAAAGAAGCCAUUGCAUUGUGUGAGAUGGGGAAGACGUAUGGACAGUUGAAUGAGGCCGAUUUUCCCACAAAAACUUCUGCCAUCAUUACGGAAAACCGAGAGAAGGGGACGUCGUACAGGGCGGAGCAGACAGGGCCCUUCGACCCAUCGAACGGUCACCGCAUCUCGUACAAGGUUACGCGGCGAAGCGGGAACGAGCAAAGGCGGGUGCGCAUUGAUCUUCAGGAACCCAAGAAAUCAGUGUGUUCUUGCAACUACACACG
Messenger RNA from Closterium sp. Yama58-4, 1479 nucleotides. The record is from the annotation of a GenBank genome assembly. Lineage: Eukaryota; Viridiplantae; Streptophyta; Zygnematophyceae; Desmidiales; Closteriaceae.